This is a messenger RNA of Prunus dulcis (almond), 1770 nucleotides long. Its product is annotated as cyclic nucleotide-gated ion channel 1-like. NCBI's taxonomy places the organism in Eukaryota, Viridiplantae, Streptophyta, Magnoliopsida, Rosales, Rosaceae. The transcript has 7 exons. The coding region runs from base 1 to 1770 and encodes 589 amino acids. The record is from RefSeq and is a predicted model, not a curated record.
AUGAGUAACUUGUAUGAUCAGCCCACCAUUCAAGUAAGCUUAACACCUUACACUUUCGGCAGUAUUCAACUUGGAGGAGCUUCAGAAAGGUCAAGAUUUGAUAAACUUGUUGCAAAUAUUCCAUUAUGGAACCAAAUAUUUGUAAUUUCAUGUGUGAUUGCAGUCUCAUUGGACCCUUUGUUCUUCUACAUUCCAUUCAUCGAUGAAGAUCUCAAGUGCCUUGGAAUGGACAAAAAUUUGAAGGUUGUGGCACUUGUUUUGCGGUCCCUCUUGGAUAUCACUUUCAUAGUGCAUAUUAUAUGUCAAAUUCGACAAGCCUUCAAAACUGUGAACUCCAAGCUACAAACAACCCGAAACUCCGGUUGGGAAUCGAAAGCUAAGGCAGUUGCUCGGAAUCUUUCAUGGCGCUCUGUUGUUACUGACGUUCUUGCUCUUCUUCCCAUCCCACAAGUUCUUUUAGUGAAUGUUUUUUUCAAAAUGAGAGGCUCUGGAUAUUUGGAUAAUAGAAAGAUUCUAAGUUUCCUUCUCCUUGCGCAAUAUCUUCCAAGAAUUUAUCGAAUUCACCUCUCUUCUAAGAAACUUACACAAACCGGACUAUGGGCCAAAGGUGCAUUCAACUUUUUUCUAUACAUACUCGCUAGUCAUGUGCUCGGAGCUUAUUGGUAUUUUUUUUCUAUUCAACGGGAGACAUCAUGCUGGCAUCGGGCAUGUGUGAAGCGUAGCAUAUCAUGCAUGGAUACUUUUUACUGUGACGACCCCCCCACAACCCCCAGAAAUACCGAGUUUCUAAAAGAGUUGUGUCCUAUAAAUUUUCCACCAAAUGCUACACCGCCAUUUGAUUUUGGAAUGUUUCUUGAUUCACUUCAAUCUGGAAACACGGCGACAUUGAAUUUUCCAAUGAAGUUCUUUUACUCGUUUUGGUGGGGACUACGAAAUUUAAGUAACUUUGGUACAAAUCUCACAACGAGUACGUAUGUGUGGGAAAACUUGUUUGCAAUUCUUAUUUCAAUCAUUGGCUUGCUGCUAUUUUUAUAUCUCAUAGGAAAUGUGCAGACAUUUAUGCAGUUGGCCACUACAAAAUCGGAGGAGACAAGACAGAAGAUUAUUAAGAAAGAGCAAGCGAUAGAAGAGUGGAUGGUCAAAAAUGAUCUCCCUGAAGAUAUGAAGAAUGAAAUCAAGAACAACAUAAGACAACAAUUGGAAGAAAACAUAGAUGCUGCUGAUCUGGAGAACCUGUUGUCUAUUCUUCCUUGGAAUAUCAGGAAAUCUCUUAAGCGUUUUCUCUGCAUGAGUACGCUAAGGAAAGUACCAAUGCUUAAAGGCAUGGAUGAAAAGGUGUUGAAAAUGAUUUGCGACUAUCUGAAGCCGGUUAUGUACGCCGAGAACAGUGUAGUUGUUCGAAUGGGACAACCACUUGAUCGGAUGCUCUUCAUUACAGAAGGUUCCAUAUGGACGUACAUGCCGGGUGGAAUGCCGACCAACUCGGUUAAGACAAAAGGUGAGUUUUAUGGAGAAGAACUUCUCAAGUGGGCAUCAUCUUCGUCACCAAAACUUCCCAUCUCCACCCAAAAUGUGCAAUGCCAUACCAAGGUGGAAGGCUUUGUACUCAUGUCUAAGGACUUGACUAGUGUCGUCUCCAAAUGCCAACUCUGGUGGAAUACAAAUGAUUCUCAUCAGGGACAGGGACAGGGACAGGGACAACCCGCUACAGCAGCGGGUGGUGCUGAGAACUCCACUCCAAGAAUCAGGUAUAUCAUGCAUCCUCACUAG